Molecule: messenger RNA, 5749 nt
Organism: Girardinichthys multiradiatus
Lineage: Eukaryota; Metazoa; Chordata; Actinopteri; Cyprinodontiformes; Goodeidae
Gene: sall2
Product: spalt-like transcription factor 2
Exons: 3
Coding region: 571-4356 (1261 amino acids)
Biological process (GO): regulation of transcription by RNA polymerase II
Cellular component (GO): nucleus
Molecular function (GO): RNA polymerase II cis-regulatory region sequence-specific DNA binding; DNA-binding transcription factor activity, RNA polymerase II-specific
Source: RefSeq, a predicted model, not a curated record
AACCCGUUGUUAUGGGAGUUAAAUGCAAUUUGCUACAGGCAUAAACAAUUGAAAAAAAUGCAGCUGUCCGACUGCGCAUCCCCGGGACUGAACAGGGAAAUGCUGCGCCAGUGUCCCGGCUGAAAGAGGGAGCCGAUCAAACCUGAGCUCCGAAGCUUUCUUUCCCCCUCCCUCCACCACUCUUGUCAUUCCACGAUAUCGGUGCCAAAAGAGGGGGUUUAGAAAAAAAAAUCAUCGUUUCCACCAUGAUCACAACUUGCCAGUGAAGUAAAUUUCCUUUCCAAUCAUCACGGAUUCUCCGUUGUGCUCCACAUCUUCUAAUCAAAUCUCCGACCUCCCCCUUGCUCUCUGUGCAUCUUUUAAGGACUCCCAGACCCCUCGCUACCCAAAGGGGGUCCAUUAACACCCUCUUUUCCUAGACAGCCCCUCAAAUAUUCAUCGACCUCUCUGUCUCCUGACUUUCCUUACACAUCCUUCUAUUACCAAAUAUAUCUCCCUGCCCUUUGGCUCUCUGCCGGAAUCCUAACUCUCUUACUAGUGCUAUUUGGCCACUGUUCCCAGAGUGCACACAUGGCCUCUCCGAAGCUGGGUCUGUCAGCCACAACCACCACCUCCUCUUCAUCCUCAUCAUCCUCAGCCUCAUUAGGCCCUCCGCCACACCCUGGAAGCCCCAGUCGGGUACCUGAAGGUCCUCCAAGCCCUGUUACUCCCACUCCAAGCCCAGGAUUAACAUCUGCUUCAGCCACCCCUGUAAGGACCCAGCUGAGCAUUGCUCUGAUACUAGAGGAGCUCCGGGUGCUGCAGCAACGGCAGAUCCACCAGAUGCAGAUCACAGAGGAGAUCUGUAGACAGGUGUUAAGCCUUGGCGGGGACUCCUAUAGCAUUGACACGCCAUCCCAGAAUAUCCUCCCUCCUUUGCCUCAACUUUGUCUGGAAGACAGCAAAAACACAUCCAGUUCCUUAACCCAGUCAGCUGCACCUCAACCCACUACUUCUUUGGCUCCUCUCUUGUCAUGUUUCUCCUCCCUGCACCCCUCUCAAACAGCAAACAAAGCCACACAGCCAAACACUUCCUUGUCUCAAAUCUUGCAGCCUCAUAAAUCACAAAUUGAUGGAACAGGAAGGACUGGUCAUUCCUGGGAGGCCUCUCAAUGCUCUUCUUCAUUUACAACUUCCUCUGCGGGUGCCUCUGUGCCUUCUUCCACCUAUGCUUUAGCUCUAUCCUUAGCAUUACCCAAUCGCUAUCUUCAUGAGCAAUCUCCCAAUACUACAUCUGUAGGUGGGCAGAGUGAUUUGUCCUUUUUAAACUCGUCCCUCACCUCACCUCAGUCCAUUAACCCAAACUCACAGUUGCAAUCUGCCUCUAUUGGCAGUGAUUCAUCUACAUUAAGUUCCAACACUCCUGGCCGUCUCCAACACGUAUGUCGCUUUUGUGGAAAAGCAUUCAGCAGCGAUUCUGCUCUGCAGAUACAUCUCCGUUCACACACAGGAGAACGGCCCUAUCAGUGUCCCGUGUGCCUUAGUCGUUUCACAACACGAGGCAACCUGAAGGUGCACUUCCUCCGCCAUCGCGAACAAAAUCCAGAGCUUUCACUUUCACUUCUACCACCAUCUUUAUUUGGGUUAGCCUUAGGGGGCAGUGGGGGGUCAGAUAUUGGACAGAUUACUGACAGUUGUGGAAGUACCAGUGGGAUGAAUAUAACACAAAAGAAGCGAAAAAGUAGGGUGGAGGAUGAAACAUGCAGAGACAAUUUGGCAAUCAGUGGUAACAGUAGUGGACUUUCAAUGGGGACCUCUGGUGAAUCUGCUCCAUCGACUUUGCCCUUACCUCCUAGUGUAGAUCUAGCUUUGAUUUCACAUUCCCUCCUGCAGCUUAAUAGGACUGCUGCUGUUGCUAGUGCUGCCUCUAACUCGUCCUCUUCAUCUUCCACCUCUUCUUUGGCGACCUCCCUUCUUUCGAACCCUUCACUCUCUUCAUCAUCUACCAUUUCAGGGUUAUUCAAAGGUGUCAAACCGCAGCGCUUUGAUGAAAACACCCCACCUUAUGCACCUCUGCUGUCUCCUGCUGCUUAUUCCCAAUUAGCUCACCUACCAAAGCUCCUUUUUUCACCUGUUUCUGUUUCUACUUCUUCAUCUAUCCAGGGUGCUCAAUCACCUAUGUACAGCCAUCCAUCACUGAGCUUGCUACGCACCCAGCUACCCUCUGUUGCAGGAUCCCAACCGCAUGCCUCUUCCAGCCAUUCCCAGCUUUCGUUCCCUAUUUCUUCACUACCUAAAAAUCCCAAUUCACCCACUACCACUAUCCAAUCCUUUCUGCCUACAUCCAUAGCAACUGUUACUCCUACAUCUGAAACCUCUAAGCUCCAGAGGCUGGUUGAGAAGCUAGAGAAGGCCCCUUCUCUCACCUGCACUCCAUGGUUUUCCUCCUCUACUCCAACAUCCAUGUUGGAGAUUUUAUCUAACACUACCACAUCUUCUACUGGGAGUUCAUCAAACACCCGUUUCACAAAUGCUGGCAACUCCACCGCCAAUGUGGUUGCAUCUCCAUCAUCAAACAUCACCACAUCAGUUUCCCAAUUCACCCGUGAGAUGGUUGUUGCUCUUAGAAUGAGUGGUAAUGAAGCAAAUGCCAUGACGGGUGGUGUGCUACCAUCACUAAAUGCCGCUGGUUCAACACAUAACCUGACAACCAAUCAGUGUGGGGUGUGCCUACGGGUGUUGAGUUGUCCUAGGGCCCUUCGGCUGCACCAAGCCACACACCUUGGAGAACGUCCCUUUCCAUGUAAGAUAUGUGGGCGCUCUUUCUCCACCAAAGGCAGCCUGCGAUCACAUCUUGCCACCCAUCAUGCCCGGCCACCCAAUGUCCAAAACUCUUGCCCAUUGUGCCAGCGUAAGUUUACCAAUGCUCUUGUUCUUCAACACCACAUACGCAUGCACCUUGGUGGACAGUUGCCCCCAGAUGGCACAGAGGAUUCUGAACAGAAGAUUCCACCUAAGUCUAAUCCCAGAGUCUUGCCACAGUCUCUUUCCGAAUCCACUGAUCAAAUCCCCCCCUCAAGUAAAACAUCUCCUCGAACCAGCCCUAGAGAGAGCCCAGAUCCAAACGCUGAAGCUCUUGGCUCAGUCCCUGUCUCUUGCAACAGGAAAUCAGCUAAGAAAAAUCUCGGUAAAACCUCACCGUCCAGCCCAAAUCAAAUCCCCCCAGCUGACCUUAGCCCUGACCCUUCCAUGAACUCUAACACACAUAGCUCACCACGCAGCUUUGAAGAACCCCCUGUCCUUUGUGUGAGUGCACAUCUAAAGGUCUCCCAAAAAACGGAUCCAGCAUCGCUUCCUGGUGAAGAUAACAAAAUCCAACAACAAGGAUCUAUUGACAUGUUUAUUCCUACAUCUAAUCCUUCACCACUUCUCUCUAGUGAUAACAACACUACAGAGUCACCUCCUUCAAUGCUGGUGGACCCCACAAAGAUUAAAGAAUCACCUAGCGUAGAUGCUUUCCAUGACUCCAAACCAAACCUGGAGGACUUACAAAGCACACCAGUUACUGAUGCUCCUUAUGAUUACACCACUUCCAGUACACCUUCUAACCUUAUCCCAACUGAAGAUGUUUGUGAUGCUAAUACAAAGGCAGCUUUGGGAUCACAGGCAGACUCCACAUGGCGACAAUCACCAGAACCAAUGGAGGAAGACAUCGACCAGUCUCCUUUAAAUGCACCACCAAAACAAGACCAAGUAACUGUAUCUGACAAAGACCCUAAAUUGACAUCCCCUGUGGAAAACGUAGAACCCAUGUUUGCUGAAGUAAGGGGGGGAUUGCCCAAACAAGCCACGUCUGUCAGAGAGACAGGCCAAAGCUUUCACUUUGGUUCAUAUGGGAGGGAAGACCAUGUGGAUGCCACUAAAAUAAGCGGACUGGUUUUAGAAGAAGCCCUGGAUGCUUCAGUGCCCAUCAGCCUUGCUCCAACCCUCCCAUCUCCAAUAUCACGUCCUGAGAAGAAAACUUACUGCUGUGCUGAAUGUGGAAAGGAGUAUGCAAGCCGCAGUGGAUUAAAGGGGCAUAUGAAGCACCAUGGGGGUGUAACCAAACCAUCACGUCCACCAGCCAGGGGCAGUCGUUCCUCCUCCGACCAGAUUCCUUCCUCUACAUCUUCUGUGUCCUUAAACAUUCCAGCCACCAGGAGCUCAGGAGGCUUCUGGAACCAGUAUCAAGCCUUCCUCAACACCAGUGCUCAGUCAGCCGAUGAACAGAAGACUGUGGGUCAAGGUGAGAAUAAAUCAGCACAGCAUUCUGUUCAGUCACAGAAGAAUGCUGGAAUCUCUGAGGAAGCUGCCGAAGAACCAGAAAAAUAUUCUUAAGUCAGAAUGUUUGGCUAGAAAAUGCAUUUUAGCACAACUCUGUGGACAACCACGAAUUAUUGCUUCCAUAAAACAUUUCAGGCAGCCUGUCAGUUUGAUAACUAGAAUAAUAUGUUCAUACGUGAAUCUUGUGAGCCAUCCAUCUUGGACGUCUUGUGUUAUAAAUGAGGCAGUAGUCCAGUUAUUGCUGGAUUUGUCUAAAAAAAUUUUUAAAUUGGCUCAAAAACCUAUGUGAUUCAUAGUGCUAAUCUGAACAUACAACCAGACCCUGUACUCUCUGCUUUUUAAUGAAUUACUGAAACAUACACAAAAAGAGGAAGUUUGUCAAAGGUUUGGAAGUUUAUGUUAUUUUUGAAACACUUUGUGACUGUUGUGCCAUCUAUUAAAAUCUGACCUUUAUGGCACCAGAGAAGAUUCAGUAUAAUCAAAAUGAAUUGUUUUGGUGAUGGUUAGGUGCUGGUCAUUUCGCCUCCUCGCCAUUUUCCAAAACGUUUUAUUGGGGUACCAGAAGGAGCUUUGUACCACAGGACAUUUCUUACCCACGAUUCAUCUGUCCCCUAUUUUCUGUAAUAUAUUAUUACUCUACUGUAAGCAAAUGUGUUUAUACUGUAUGAUUCGAGUAAAUUUUAUAUUACAGCAUUACGUUCCUAACAGUUAUGUGGGUUUAAUCAGAAGUCAUUAUCUGUCUCUUUAUAAGAAUUGAAAGGCCUAAACAAGAUCACAGACACAUUCAAUCUAAGUACUAUGUAAUAAGAAAUCUUCAAAGCAAUAUGCAGUUGAAUAAAAUUUUAUCUGAGAUUUCUCUCUAUUAUUCAUCAAAAGUACCUAAAUACCAAAAGAAACAAACCGGCUUAAGUACAUGGGUUCAAAUUAGUUUGUUUACAUGCACAACAUGGAAGGAGGAAACAAACAAGUUUGUAUGAAAGGGGUAAACGAAUUGGUAAAGGGGAAUUAACCCAGAACUGCAAUGGUUAAAUACGACAAUAAGACUAAAUAAAGUUGAUAUAAUGCAACCUGAAGGGGUAGGAAAUCUUUUGUUUUUUUUUCUCUUAAUUUUGUGUGUGUGGGGAUGGGGAGGACUAAUUCAUAAUUCAUCUAUUUUCUAAUUCAUCUAUUUUCUACCAUGGUCAUGUUAAAACAAAAGCACAUGUGCUGUUGUUGUGAGCCCAGAGAGGGCGUGGUCUGUCCUGUGAUGUUACCCUUCAGCUUGGGGAAUGUUAUUGAUACUGUUGCUGUAUGACCCAUGAGUGAGAGCUGUAACACGUUUAAAGCUACUAAACUUACUAAACUACAUGUUUAUAGGUAUAUACUGUAUAUUAAAAUAUAUGUAUGUUUGUUGUAAGCUGUACUUUAUGUGUCCCCCAUAUUAAAAAUAUUCACUUUGGGAAAGGCA